CGCCGAUUCGGACUUACAUUUAAAUAUACAUGUUGACUUGGGUCGAUUCAUUCGUUCGGAUAACUAGUAAAGUGGAUAUAUCAGGCUCUGUAAGGUGAUGGUCUUACGUUCAUAGAACAUCGGCAAUGUGGCCGCGAGGGGUACUGAACAUUCUCUUUUUAGGAAUGUGGUGUUCAUUCACGUACGGUCUCAUAGCGUCAGACUUCAAAGCCCAGGAACAUAUAGACGAUUUUAUAGAGGAGUUAUUUGAAGCAGAUCAUUACAAAAAGUCUAGAAGACCAGCUCAAGCCAUCGAGGUCAAAAUCAUCCUACAUAUCAACAGCCUCAGUUCCCUCAGCGAAAUAACUAUGGACUACGGUAUUGACAUGUACUUUGACCAAGAAUGGCAGGACGUCCGUCUGGCCCACAACUGGACCACAGGAAGAAUAACGCUAGAUCAUGACAUUGCUCGAAAACUUUGGCAGCCCGACACAUAUUUUCUUAAUGCAAAACACGGCCACACACAUGACCUCAUGGUAUCGAAUGAAUGUGCUUUCCUUUUACCAAACGGUACAGUUAGAUACAGUAAACGAGUUUCGCUGGUGGUGGCGUGCACCAUGAAUCUAGUUUAUUUUCCAAUGGACGAGCAAGACUGCAGUCUCCUUCUUGGAAGUUACGGACACCCGGCAAGGGAGAUUAGCUAUGCCUUUAUCGGAAACGACUCAACAACAUUCGAAAAAAAAUUAAUACUUCCCGAUUUUAUAUUGGAUACCGACAACGUGGAACAGAUACAACUGAUGUGGGACUUCCCCGUCGGGAAAUUCAGUUGUCUGGAGUUUAUUUUCCAUCUAAGAAGAGACUUUGGAUACUAUCUCAUUCAGACUUACAUCCCAAGUAUGUUAGUGGUAUUACUAUCGUGGUUAAACUUCUGGUUAGAUAUUCAAGCGACCCCCGCCAGGAUAUCGGUGGGUUGUCUGACAGUGUUAACCCUGGCCACGCAGAGUUCGGGGGUGAAUGCUCAGCUACCUCGGGUGUCUUACAUCAAAGCCAUUGAUGUAUGGAUGUCUACGUGUAUGGUGUUCGUGUUCGGGGCGCUGCUGGAGUUCGCUGUCGCCAGCGUGUUGGCGCGGAAAGAUGCGACGAGAAGAGAGAAUGCUGUGAGUUCUGUAAGUGUGGCCAAGCCAAAUGACAUCCCAUUACGGACAAUACGCAAUUCCAGUCCAAAAACUAUAGCAGCCGCGGAAAAUAUCAGUAGCAGGGAGUUUGACUGUAGCUGGAGACUCUUGCAAACUGCUGACGACCCUCCUGUGGUAAAAAAGCGCCCGAGACCGCGGCGAAAGCGGACAAGCGCAUCGGAAAAAGUCGAAAAUGCUUCAAGAAUAUUAUUUCCAUUAUCUUUCUGUGUAUUUAAUGCUGUUUAUUGGUUACAUUACUGGUGUAGGUGGUUUUCGUCGGAUAAGUGUAAAUAUUGAGCGCCAUCGGGUCUAAAUAUUUAUAAUUUAAAGGCGCAGUCCAUUCGUAUAAGCUAUUUGACAUGAUAUCAUUUUUUUCGAAAUGCCUCCAUGUACAUUGUACAUGUGUACAUGUAGUUUUCCGCUACAAAUCAUGGAUGAUGAACACCCAGUGGCGGACAUUCCUGUUAAAACGCUAAACACACUACAAUUGUGUUUUGCUUUGAGGUUAUUGCUGCACAUGGGGUACGAGCAAAACCAUUGUGGGUCAUAGCAGUCAUAUAUGAAUAAACUGGGCCUUUAAAUUGGGUCUUUGUAAAUAGUGGAUUCCAUAUUGAGAAUUUUGAAAGUACAGAAUAGGUGAUAUCAAAGCAGAUGAAGUCAUCUGUUUUAAAUAACUAGUCAAUUUUAAGUCAUUUUUUGUGUGCGACAGUAUUUCAGACCAUCAUUUCCCUAUCAUGGCUCUCAUUUGGUUAGCUAACUUCUCCGUCAGUCGAGAGAUUGUAUUGGUUAUAUGUAUUUAUGCAUAAUAAUGCCAUUGGUCCUUUAAGAAGUGCUAUCUUUCGUGAUCUGAUGAAGAAAAUAUCUUGGAAUUGAUAUUCAUUGGGAGUUGCCGAGGAAUACAUAUCAGAAGUGUCGAAAAACUUGAGUUUUAUAACACAGAACGAUUAGAUUACGCUAAUAGCCACGGCAUUAUUUGAUAGAAAGCCACUUUGGUACAAGAUACAGGUCCAAAACAAAGUUUUGUUAUAGGCGGGCCUCAUAAUCCCCAGCCCCACCCCACCCCCAUGAGGAGCCAGGAACCAAACCCCUCUUAUAGAAUAUCGCGACUCAUUCGAGUUGAGUUUAUUCUCUCUUGUUCCAUACACUUUCUUGUCCCUGGCAAACUGGCUGUUAGUUAGAGAUGCAGAAGACGGCCCGUCUGCCCAGCCUCGUUACUAGUUGCCCUAACUUGGGAUAAUUGAUACACGUUCGACUGCAAAUGGAAGCUGGUCAUUGAAACGUGACAAAGGAUAAUGGGUCGUUAGUGAGUUAUCUAGACGCAUCUUAAUAUAACCUCCGGGAAAUCAAUGACUAGGGAUCUUGUCACCUUUAUAGAUAUCUACACUUUUUAUUGCAAACUACUCAGCAAUGUCUUUGUCCGUCUGCUGAACAAUUUUUUGUUGUCAGAGAGCCAUUUUACAAGAUGUGAUUAUUUAGGCGGGUCGCUUAUGUCAUUUUGCAAAGGAAAACAUCAUGAGACGGCGUUCCUUCCCUCUUUUAUUUACGCCUGUAUGUACCUAUUCUGUGCAGUCUUCGGCGGACGUCAUAAAAAACAUUACGAGAAAUAUGAGAUGAGAUUUCAGAUUAGUUGGUCUUAGCCAAUCAGGGGAACUUUUUCAAGCUAUUAAGGGAGUUUCAGUUGUGUUGAGCCUGACCAAUCAGGUUAAUUCUUCAAUUAAUCUUCACUCAUUUCCUCUUGCGGUACGAGAGGAGGUUUUUGAUUAGUUGGUCUCAGCCAAUCGGCUUAUUUUCAGUUUUUUCCAUUUGUUGGUUUUAGCCGGUCUCCCGGUCAUCAGCCCUGCCACCGUCAAAAAAAAUCGUCUGGUGAAUCGAUGUACACUUCCUUGGCAAAGAUGGUUACGCGGGCAAUCAUCUCGAUGAAAAAUAUGUAGAAUUUUGAAGCAGGAUCUGUACACUCUUAACAUAAAUUAGUAACAAUAUCUACAUCAUUCUGGUACAUGUAGUUGCUAGUGCACCGACUAUUAAUGAAAUUAUUUGUUUUAACUAUCGAAAUGCAUAAACGUAUAGUAAUUCAUUACAACUACCAAGAUUAGUUGUUUUAAUAUUUUAAGAGUGUGUAGGUUUUCCUUUACAAAAUAUAUAUAGAAAAAUUCUAUGAUCCAUCCCAUCGAUUUUGGUGCGGUUAUUUUCAUUAUAGAUUUAUUUCGGGAAAUUGUUGCCAGAUUACCAAUGACGUGU
Messenger RNA from Lineus longissimus, 3392 nucleotides. RefSeq names its product glycine receptor subunit alpha-1-like. The coding region runs from base 126 to 1451 and encodes 441 amino acids. The record is from RefSeq and is a predicted model, not a curated record. NCBI's taxonomy places the organism in Eukaryota, Metazoa, Nemertea, Pilidiophora, Heteronemertea, Lineidae. Gene Ontology annotation, molecular function: chloride channel activity; excitatory extracellular ligand-gated monoatomic ion channel activity; transmembrane signaling receptor activity. Gene Ontology annotation, biological process: signal transduction; regulation of membrane potential; nervous system process. The transcript is spliced from 9 exons. Gene Ontology annotation, cellular component: synapse; neuron projection; plasma membrane.